UUACAGGCAAAUUCGCUUCAAAUUGCUCCUGGAAAUCUCAUUUCCACUAUCUCUAUCUAGGAUCCUUGUCAAGAAGGAAAAGAAAGAAAAAAACGAAGAAGAAAAGCAGCAUUACGCGCCGUUACGGCGGAUACAUGAACUGCUUCCAACGUAGUGCGAUAAAGUACAUCGAAAAGGGCGACUGGUCGGAGGGUGUUGGUCCCGAAUGAGAGAAGGGGAAGGGGAGGAAAAUACGCGGCAACGUACAUGGCGGAGAUGGGAAGACGCGCGCCGCUAUUUUCCGCUCUUUGAAGAUCGUUGAUAUAAAGCUUCCUCGAGCGAUGUUUCCGCGGCAUACGAAUCGUAUCACGUGAGCUAUGCCUGCGGUUGAAAUUACGAAGCAGCUUGGGGACGUCGAUGGAACGUAGACGUGUGAGAAAGCAACGGGCGAAGAUAUUCAAAUUACUUUCUCUUAGAAGAGAGAGCGAGAGAGAGAGAGAGGGAGAGUUUGCCCUCUUUCAGGAAGAAAAUCUUCGCGCACGGCGCCGAUAUUUCAUCAUCGGAUUCGAUAUGCGCGCGAAAAGCACCAAUGGCGUGUGAUUUUAUAAAUUUCGCUGGCAGAGAACGCGGCGACACGGCGGCGAACUUGAAGGAAACUACGAGUGCCCGACAAAGGCUGUAAAACGGGUGCGAGCGGGGGAGUCGAGUCUGAUUCGGGAACCGGUGGGAUUCAAACACGAAACCUGGGUCAAGGGUCGAGGAAAACCGAACAUCGAAACGAUGUGAGAGGAAUAUAUGGACGGACAACAAACGGAUUGGGCAGAUUCGGCGAAAUCACGAACACGUGGCGAGACGUGAAGCGGGCGUUGAGCCUGCUGUGCGUGAAGAAAUUUUCCGGCAGCGCGACAAUGCUGGAGGCGCCGCCCGGAAGUCGCGAAGACCUCGUAGAGGCGGCAAGAACUCCAUGUACACCUACCGAUCUGGACACGAUGCUGUACGGAUACACGAACAGCAUAUACGUGCUGGACCACACGCCUGAGUCCUUGCCGGACAUGGACAUGCUGCAACUGUUCGCGUCUCCAGCAGGUCGAGCGCUGCUCACGAACGACAAUCGACCGAGAGGAUCGACGUCGACCUCCUCCUUGUCUCGAGAGUCCUCGUCGAGGCUGAAGAGAGGUAGGAGACCAUCGGGUACCGGCACAGUCAGCGCACCUACGUCGCCUCCAAGACGGCGGAAGUCGAGCACCGAGCUCUACAAGGAGGCCGUCGAGAUCCUCGGCCUAACUUGCUCACUGACUGAUAGCUGCCGGUGCAUCGAUUGCCAGAGCAACUACUUCGACUGCGACGACGAUUGCGCCGACGCCGGUACGGAAUUGGCUGCAGGCACUCCUAUUUUAUUGGACCACGCUCUGUCGCAUCAUCUGACUGUAUGUUCCAUACAGUAGCAGGCGACUGGCAGAACGAAGACUACGAGAUCAGCCCCCGGUUAACCCGCUCUGCCACAUUCACCGGAAGAGGAUGAUGACGUCGCCGGCACGUUGACAUUUCCCAACAACAACAAAAUGCGCAACGCCCCGCGCUCGAAAUCAGGAAUCUGCGUGACUAGAAGCAACCAGCGCGGCAACGGCAUUAUGCAACGAUCGAAUAUGUAACAGGAAUAUAUCGAGUCGUUCGUUUUGUGUUACGCUCAUCCGCAAGAAUUCACGCAAAUAUUUCCCCUCGCCAAAUCAUUUACCUGACAGUACGCACGAUUGGGCGAUUAUUUGCCCGGCGGUAUCUAUCGGAAAAAUUGAAGAGUCGCACUUCGUGGUCGACACAACAUAAAUUUUUAUUCGAGCGCACCUCCCGUGCGCGUCCCAUCGAGUGCACUCUAUAUAGGUUUUAUAAUCGUUUUCGAAACAUAGUAUAUAAACGUCGUCGGAUUUGUAAUACAAGGGGUGAUAGAACAACAGGAUAAUUUGUUGAAAUUAUCAUUCGCGAGCGGUUAUCCGCGCAGGUGUUAUUUGUUUUUAUCGGUGCAACGACUCGCACACUUGUUGUUGUAUCGUCGAAAAAUUCGACCUCCGGAAAUUGCGUUCAGAAGCGACGGGAAAGCACGGCUCAAAAAUCGGACAAAUUAAAUUAUGCCAAAUAGCGCCAAAUUUACGAUAGGAGAUCUUAAUUAAUAAUUAGCGCCUGCGUCGCGUCCACCAUCGCGCUCCGACAUUCCACGGAUGAACGUAUCGGUAUUGUUUCAUCGGAUCGCGGUGUGUAUAUGAGAAUUAUAUAUCAUAUAUAUAUAUAUAUAUGUGUGUGUGUGCGCGCGCGCGUAUACACACAUACACAUAAAAACAUAUAUAUAUAUUAUAUUUACUACAUGUUUUAUUAUUAAUAUCUACCUAAGUCUAGCGAAAUACAGUUGUUGAACAGCAAGCGCUCGCGGCUAAAUAAAGAAAAACGCUCCGUUUGGCGAAUUAAGCGAUUUCGAAACGAUGUUAUGUAUAGACUUUAAUAUGUGUGUCAAACAGUUGAAUAUGUGUUCGAUUAAGUUUUCUAAAAUAAACCCCCUCCUGCCGGGAACUCCACGUUGAGUUGAGGAGAUGUGUGUAAUAACAUAGCGAGUAGGUAUUCUCAACCUGCGAGAUGCGUAAAAAUACAACGCAAUCGCAAUAAUGAAUAAUAUCCUGUUGGCGAUGUCGUUACGUAAAUUAAGUUACCGUGAGAUAAAGUAGAUGAUAAUCGGAAGGUUGGGGACACCUCUCGCGUGUAAUUGUAAACGACGUAACGAUAAACGAAGUUAGGCCUGAAUUAUGUUGCGAAUUUCAAGCUGGGUGACGCAUACCGAGAACAAACGAACGUGAGAAAGCGUCGUUCCCGUCGUGAACGAUUAGGAAGCUUAGCGAUAUAUAUCGAAGCGAAGGGAUUUCGAAGAGGGUCAAGUGCCAAAUAACUCGUUGCUAAGCCAGAUGAUUAAUCGAAUUGUUAACGAAACUUCCGCGUAUAUGUUAAUUAAAACGUUGCGCUAUAUAUUUCGGACACUCCGAUAAAAUUUUAUACCGUGAGCUGGAACAAAAUAUUUACCUCCAGAUUUAAUGGAUAGGAAUUCGAUGCAUUUUGCCCGCCGAAACUUUUUCUACGUUGAGUAUUAAAUUUCCAUUGCCUUUGGGUUCGAUGAGCAUCGUGUUAUUUAGGGUCAGUGCGUUCUGUAAUUUAAGUUAUAAUUAUACGAUACUGUGUAUUUUGUAAUUUAUCAGGGUCUACGAAAAGGGAAAACAAUAAGCGCGAAUGAAGCUUUCGAUUCUGGUAUAUUUAUAAAUAACGAGGCAUCUAAGUGAAUCUCACCCCAGAGGAUUAACAAUCGAUGAGGGAGCUAUUGCAAUUCUCAUUGUGCUUCUUUUGGUGAAAUUUUUAUUGUGAUUUCGUGUGCGGGAUUGUUAACGGCAGCCGCGGAGCAUCAAUUAUGCUUUAUACAAAUUCGCUUUGAGUUCGUGUAAACUCCCAAUGAACACCAAUAAGUAGUAAAAUAUUAAUGUUAUAACUUCCCACUCAACACGUAAAUGCAAUAUAACGCGUACAUUAUGUAACAGUUACAUUGUUGAGUGGAAAAUUAUAAUUAAUUGAUAUUAUAUCACUGUUAGCAUUCACUGGGCUGUUGUUUUCGUUAUUUGAAUAUGGAAAUAAUAUUUCCCGAAAAUCUGGUGUUACAAGAGGCUUCAGCAAUAAAUCCAGACUUUUUCUCCUAAAACGCCUGCAUACGAGCGAAAUUCUCGCGCAAAAGCGCACGAACAACCAGAACACGACACAACGCGACAUUUUUAUGUUUCACAUUCGGGAUUUCCGUAAUCUCGCCAAAAUCUUACUGCGACACCGUUACUUUUUACAAUGAGACACACGUCGUCGUCGGAACUAGAUAUAAUGAAUAGAUCUAUAUUCAAUCUCGUCGUCACAAAUUUCUUUCAACUCGGUGAACGAUCGAUGAACGAGUAGAUUCGCGCUCUUCUUCUUCUGAACAGCCGUCGCCGUUUAUCGCGAAGUCGUGCGAAUAAUAACUUCUCUGGAAACGAUAUAAUUGUUUUCAUUGCUAACACGCACAAAAGACAAACAAAUGCAAAAAGGAUCAUCAGAGAUGCCAGGCAUAUCGUCAGCAACCCGAUCUUCUCGCUCUACAAAAAAAUAUCCUAAAGUCGCGCAUUUUUUUAUAAAUAUCACAAAAUUAAAAUGCCAUACAUCAAAUGCAUUCCAAAUGGAAUUUGCGAGUUAUAUUAUUAUAUUCGUUGGCUACCAGAGAUAAGUUAAGAACGUUAUUCCGUUUUAGCGACGUAACUAAGGUGGUUAUCACGUUGAAGAGAAAGUGAGAAAGAGAGGGAGAAUCUAAAAUAAAUGAUCGAUGAUAUUUGAUAGUUGACUCACGCUCUCCUUCGCGCAGUAACGACUGAUCGAUCAACGGCCUCGGAUAUCUGACGACAUUUACUAAUGUACCUUUUUUCACCAAGAUGACAAUUAUUUAUCUUCGUUGAGAAGGCGCGUCAUAGCGGAAUGUUAGUAUGACCGAAGUACUAUCACUAACGUUAUUAAGUGUAGAUAGAAUGAAAAGGUGCGAUUAAGUAGACGUAAGCGGGAGAGAGCUGUAAAAUUGAAAUUUACGUUUUACAAUUAAUACGUCGAAUGUAAUAAUUUAUAGAAUUUGGAUGUUCUCUGGAUGAUUUUAUAGACAAAUGAGGCAAAUAAAAAUUUUAUUAUCGGUAAGUUUUCUUCAUAUUAUAGCGGGACACUUUUUAAAAUUGUUAUUAUGUUUAAUAUUGUUAUGUUGGCUCUAGUUAAAUGUUUGUGUAAUAUACUUUAAGUACUUUAGAUACAUAAAAGAUCAUUCUGAUAUUUACUUUAUAUUUCCGGCUUUCUCCCGCAUACAUCCGCAGCCAAUCGAGUUUUAGAGUGCACGUCCGUUGCGUCGGAUUGGCUUCUUCUCAUCGACGAAAGUAACAGCGCAAUUAAUAACCUUUCCGAAUAUAUUCGAGAGUCGCGAAUAAACUCGCGAGGGUAUGUAAUGCGAAAUCUGUGGCUUCUAACCAUUUUAUAGUAACAUAAAUUGCGAGGGAAAUUUGGAGGAGGUGAUCCUCGCGAGCCGCUGCGGCGUACUCUUCGAUAAAACUACCAUUAAAGUAUGAUACAAUAUACUUGA
Dinoponera quadriceps is the source of this 5137-nucleotide messenger RNA. RefSeq lists its product as uncharacterized. NCBI's taxonomy places the organism in Eukaryota, Metazoa, Arthropoda, Insecta, Hymenoptera, Formicidae. The transcript has 7 exons. The record is from RefSeq and is a predicted model, not a curated record. Bases 888 to 1424 code for a protein of 178 amino acids.